AUGGAAAAUGGAGUUGCGCAGAUCAAGCGUGUAGAUAGCGUCUACUUCGGCGCGCCUGCUAGACCGAGCGCCACAGGCCAAGGGGCGAAGAGCCACCGCCUCAGUCCGCCCAUGAUUCCUGGGAUCAUCGCUCAGAGGGGCAUUUGCGACUUGGGCGAUUCUGAGCACCAUGACCCGAUUAUUCUUAUCUUGAUGCCAUAG
Alternaria arborescens is the source of this 201-nucleotide messenger RNA. RefSeq lists its product as hypothetical. Lineage: Eukaryota; Fungi; Ascomycota; Dothideomycetes; Pleosporales; Pleosporaceae. Bases 1 to 201 code for a protein of 66 amino acids. The transcript has a single exon. The record is from RefSeq and is a predicted model, not a curated record.